AUGGAGCCACUGGAAAAGCUACAGAGUGAAAUCGACCGUCUCAAAAGGGAGAUUGCAGUGUUAUCGUGUGCAGAAGACGAAGAGGCCCUCCGUGACAUUUAUGAUGAGUUUCGUAUGGAUAUUAAAGAGCACUACAGCAACUCUAUUGGGGUGUAUGUCUUGAAGUGCUUCACCGUGCCAAUUAUUGUGGGUAUCUGUGUUUUCCUAUUUUGGCUCUCGUACGAAAACAUUCGCUCGUGGUGGAUGCGGAAGUCCGUGACAAAGGGGCUGAACAACAUCUCUAUUGUUGCGGAUGAAAUAUCAGAACGCAAACUAACGCAGGCGGCGUGGAGGUCCACGCGCCGGCGUGUCUGCUUUUUCGUAGUGAUCAAAUGUUUUAUUGCCGUCACCUGUAUUUUCUUCUUUGUUGGAAUGCGUUUCCUCAUGGAGGCAUCAGUACGUGUUUGGUUGAGAAAUGUACUUGUACCAUCCAUGGAAGAAAACGUGACGGCCUACGAUAGCCCAGUGGGUACUAGCAACGAUUUCAAUCCCAUGUCGGGAAUCAGAUAUGAAGUCCACAACUUCCUGGCGUCUCUGCUUGGCCUUGACUGGGUAAGAGAUUUGCAAAGCGUGUAUCUGUUUUAUCUUUUUGGACCCGGCCUCUUGGCUUUCGGCCUCGGUGUUAUGCGCUCUGCUGCGAUUGAUAUGAUGGCACUUGGCGAGAAAUUCAGUUUGCCGUUGGAUACACUCAAGAUGUACCGCACGAAGAAGAAGGAGGUGUACGAUCUGCAGAUGCAAAAGCGUGUGGAGGAAGUGAUGACCAAAUUAUAUGCACUUGCCGAUCCCUCUAUCCCGUUGCUAGAGGAGGACAAGCGCGUGGACGACGAGGAGGAAAUGCCGGGCGAGUAG
This is a messenger RNA of Trypanosoma brucei brucei TREU927, 888 nucleotides long. RefSeq lists its product as hypothetical. The transcript has a single exon. NCBI's taxonomy places the organism in Eukaryota, Euglenozoa, Kinetoplastea, Trypanosomatida, Trypanosomatidae. The coding region runs from base 1 to 888 and encodes 295 amino acids. The record is from RefSeq and is a predicted model, not a curated record.